AUGUUUUGCUUUGUGGAUGACAUCUUCUGCUUGUUUCAAGGACACACGGAGGAUGUUGCUCUUCUCAAGCAGCAAUAUGGAUUGAACAAGACCGCGGAUGAGGUCAUUGUCGUCAUAGAAGCUUAUAGAACUCCGAGAGAUCGGAGUCCUUACCCUGCUGAUCAGGUCAUGAGAGACAUCACCGGAAAGUUUGCGUUUGUGCUCUUGGACGGCCCUCCGAAAACCACUUUUCUGGCCACUGUAACUAAGUGGCCCUUUCUUCUGGGGAAGUGAUUCCGAAGGUAAUCUCGUUCCCUCGGACGAUGCAGAAGUCAUGAAGAAAGGCUGCGGGAAACUGUAGCACCAUUUC
This is a messenger RNA of Eucalyptus grandis, 349 nucleotides long. Its product is annotated as stem-specific protein TSJT1-like. The transcript is spliced from 2 exons. Bases 1 to 273 code for a protein of 90 amino acids. The record is from RefSeq and is a predicted model, not a curated record. Lineage: Eukaryota; Viridiplantae; Streptophyta; Magnoliopsida; Myrtales; Myrtaceae.